CAUAUGACAAGAGAACAGUAGAAGUGUAUAAUAUGUAUGCUGAGGAGCUGAACAAUGUGCAAAUGGAGCUCUCACUGAAACAGGUUCACCUUUUUCCUCUUCAUCCUCAAUAUGCUGGAGCUGCUUAUUGGGCUCAAGGUUUGCGUCAGAAGAUUGAGCGACCUCUGAAGUUGUUAAAAGCUGCUAAAUGGUUACCCCACACUGGUAUAGGUGAUGAAGUUCAUGCACAGUACCAGCAGUUAGUUCAUGCUUUGGAUGAGUUUAUCUGUAAAACAUUCAAUGAUUGGUGUGCUACAAUUGAUGAGGACCCAAUGAAAAAACUUCAAGCUCCACUUAUGUGCCGUAAUAUACAUGAACCUGGAAUGAUAGAUGCAAACUUUGAUAGAUCUAUUUUAAAACAUUACCAAGAGAUGAUACACUGGGAACAGUUAAUGUUUGAGAUCCCACAAUAUGUUCAAGAAUUAUACUUCAGGAAAGAUGAGCUCCAAACUCUCCUACAGAAUGUACUUGUAGUGGUCAGGGAAUAUAACCAGAUUAUGUCUGUUUUGUCUCCUGAAGAGAAAGGAUUGUUUCGACAGAAAAUCCGUUUUCUUGACAAACGUAUCCAGCCUGGUUUAACAACUCUCACGUGGGUUUCUUCAAAUGUGGUUCAUUACUAUAUAGCUGACUGUAGACACCAUUGUCAGAAGGUACAAAAGCUAGUAUCUAGAUACAAGAAGACAAAUUCUACCAUUACUCAACUCUGUGACAAGCUCAGUGGGUUUUUACUUGUCAGCACAAACAAUAAGAGAAUUUAUGAAAAUGAAGAGUUUGAAGAAGAACAGAAAAAACACCAAGAAAUUAUAGUGAGUGAAAUUGGAGCCAUUCACAAAGAAAUUCUUACAAAUAUGUCUUGUAUGUUUGAAUAUUUCAAAACUGAUGGUCCAGAAGUUUAUUCUUAUUGGUUCAAGUACACCAAACAAGUUGAUGACCUGUUGGAAGAAGCCUUGCGUUUCAGCAUUAAAGGAACCCUUCAGACCCUUUCCCAAGCAGUAAAUGGUGAUUCUAAAUCAGACCCUAGUCCACUGAUGAAAGUAAUGAUGACACUUCAAAAUAUCAAGAUUGAAUUCUUCCCAAACAUCAAAUCAUUGAAUAAACAAAUAGUUAUAACUGCUCAACGAGUUCUGGACUCUGUUAAAGGUCUUGACAGAUUGAUAGAUGCUUUUACAGAGAAGCCAUCACAAAAGGAAUCAGUAUAUGAAGUAGUGGGAAAAGAUUCUGAUGUGAUAAAGUUAAGAAACUCUAUCAAACAUGGACUAAAAGAAAAUGCAGAAGAAAUGAUGCAGUACUUAAGGUCAUGGGAUAAAUUCCGACACAUGUGGGAAAUAGAUAAAGAUUUAUUCAUUGAACGCUAUCAGCAGUUGAAACUUUCUGUUACGUCAUUUGAUUCAGAUAUUGCAAGGUAUACUGAAUUUUCUAACAAUAUUCAAAUGGAGGAAACUGUUGUGCCAGUGAAGUUUGUUCUGCUGGAUAAUUCUCCACUAAAGUUUGCCAUCCAAGGUCAUUGUGUUACAUGGCAACAGAAACUUACAUCACUUCUUCAUUCUCUUGCUCUAUCCAAGCUGAAAGAUCUUCAUAGUUUUAUGUCAACAAACAGUGAAAGGUUGCAAAAGGUACCAGAUACUUUGCAAGAUCUACGAUUCAGUAUUGCUCUUUAUGAGCAAUUGAAACAAGAAAUGGAAAUCAAACAUGCUGAGUUCGAACCUCUCAACCAGCAAUUUGUUAUCCUGAAUAAAUAUGAAGUCUCUGUAGAACCAAAAUUUCAGAAAAUGUUAGAAGAAUUAGAUGAAAAGUGGAACAGUUUUGAAGGUUCAAUGAAACAAGCAGAAGAGAUGCUGAAAAAAAAUAAAGAACGUUUCAAAGCUGGUCUUCUUCAGUCGGCAGAAGAUUUCAAGCAACAAUCAGCAUAUCUAAUGAGUGAAUUCAAUGAGAAAGGUCCCCUUAACAUCAGUGUCAACUCACAAGAUGCUUUGUUUGAUAUAUCUAAUUUUCAACAGCAGGUAAUACAAAUGAGAGAGAAGGAAUCUGAUAUUAAAGAGGGGCUCCAGUUGUUCAAGUUGGAAAUACCCUCAUCAAGAAUCCUAGAAAAUCUAGAAAAGGAUUUGAAUCAUCUAGAACAGAUAUGGAAGCUGACUCAAGACUGGGAAAACCAGUGGAACCAAUGGAGAACAACUUAUUUCCAGGACUUAAUACUAGAAAACAUGGAGAGUACUUCUCAAGAGCUGUUAAAGAAACUAGACAAGUUUAUUAAAGAUCCUAAGGCCAGUCAAUGGGAAGUAGUUGGAUUCAUGAAGAACAAGUUAGAGCAGUUUCAGCUCUCUUUGCCAGUUGUUAAGCACUUGAGAAAUACAGCAUUACGAACACGUAACUGGGAUCAAAUUAGGAAAGUGUUACAGGAAGAUUUUGAUCCUAAGUCUUCAGACUUUACAAUGGAAUAUAUCAUUCAAAUUGGAGUAGAGAAAUAUGCUGACCAGAUUGAAGCGAUAUCUGUUACUGCCACAAAAGAAUUGGAAAUUGAAAAUAAUAUAGAGCAGAUCAAGGCUACUUGGGAAGUUGUGACACUCAACAUGGUCCAUUACAAAGAUCAUGGUCAUUUUCGUCUGUUCGGUGUAGACAAUAUUUUCCAGACCAUAGAGGACAACCUUCUGUUGCUGUCUGGUAUGAAAGCUUCUAGAUACUUCAAAGCUUUUGAAAAAGACAUUGACAAAUGGGAAAAGUCAUUGUCAUUAGUUCAAGAAGUUUUAGAAGUCAUAUUAAAUGUUCAAAGACAUUGGAUGUAUCUGGAAAACAUUUUUUUAGGAGAAGACAUUCGUAAACAGCUUCCUGAAGAAUCUGCUCAAUUUGAUGAAGUGAAUAGAAAGUGGCAGUGGCUCACUUCAAUGCUACAUAAAGAAAAUAAUGCACUCAUGGCCACUCAUUACCCAGAUCUUCUAAGUUUUUUGAAUAAUACAAGUCAGAAACUAGAAGAAAUCCAGCACUCUCUAGACAUGUAUUUAGAAACAAAACGCCAGCUGUUUCCACGGUUUUAUUUCUUAUCUAAUGAUGACCUGCUUGAAAUUCUGGGCCAGUUUAAAGACCCUCAAGCUAUCCAACCUCAUUUGAAAAAGUGUUUUGAUAAUAUUAAAUCACUAAAGCUUGGAAAGGCAGCCUUAACACAGCAACCAGAAGCCCUAGGAAUGAAAUCUUCUGAUGGUGAAUAUGUGGACUUUAUCAAUCCUUUACCUUUAGAGGGGUCAGUGGAAGCCUGGCUGCUGGAAGUGGAGAAAACCAUGAGAAAGACUCUCCAUCAAACACUUCAAAACUGUCGUCAGUCCCUGAGGAAGCACAUGGCAGGAGCAAGUAACAUUGCAUCAGAAGGAAAAACAGACAAAUGGAUACGUGAAUGGCCUGGACAGUUAUGUAUUGCUGCCAGCCAAAUACAAUGGACAGGUGACUGUAGUAGAGCAUUGCAACAAGCUAAAGAACGUGGAAAGAAACCUCUGAAAAGUCUGAGGCGAAAGCAGGUUGCUGUUUUGGAGAAGUUGUCUGAGAUGGUUCGAAGUAACCUGUCUUCUUUGAUGCUGCAAAAAGUGAUGGCACUUGUUACCAUUGAGGUGCAUGCUCGAGAUAUCAUCGACAGCAUGCUCAAAAUGGGCUGUUUUGACUUAACUGACUUUAACUGGGUUAGCCAGCUACGAUUUUACUGGGAUAAAGAUCUUGAAGACUGUCUUAUAUGUCAGACAAAUGCCAAAUUUCUUUAUGGUUAUGAAUAUUUAGGAAAUCCUCAAAGAUUAGUAAUCACGCCACUCACAGAUAGGUGCUACAUGACCUUGACAACAGCACUAAACUUGCAUUGUGGUGGGAGUCCAAAAGGUCCAGCUGGGACAGGAAAGACUGAAACAGUAAAAGAGUUGGGUAAAACUCUAGGUAAUUAUGUUAUUGUCAUCAAUUGCUCAGAGGGCCUGGAUUACAAAUCCAUGGGCAGGAUGUUUGCUGGCUUAGCACAGACUGGAGCUUGGGGAUGUUUUGAUGAGUUCAAUCGUAUAAAUAUUGAAGUUUUGUCUGUAGUUGCUCAGCAGAUUCUUUCACUUUUAUCAGCACUAGCAGCUAAAGUCAAGAGAUUUAUGUUUGAAGGCCAAGAAAUCAAUCUCUUGAAGACUUGUGGUAUCUUUAUUACGAUGAAUCCAGGCUAUGCUGGUCGCACCGAGCUGCCAGAAAACUUGAAAUCAAUGUUUCGACCAAUAGCUAUGGUGGUUCCUGACUCUGCCAUGAUAGCAGAAAUAUUCUUGUUUGCUGAAGGUUUCAGCAACACUAAGCUACUUGCAAAAAAAGUAGUUACCUUGUAUUCACUGGCUACUCAACAAUUAUCUAAGCAGUACCACUAUGACUUUGGUUUGAGAGGAUUAGUAUCUGUGUUACGACAUGCAGGAAAACGAAGAAGAAGCUAUCCUAAUUCAACAGAUGAAGAGGUGUUAAUUCUUGCUAUACAAGACAUGAACAUCCCAAAGCUUACAUCAGAAGAUAUCCCGCUUUUUAAUGGAAUAACAUGUGAUCUUUUUCCCAGUAUAGAACCUUGCACUGUUAGUUAUGGCAAGCUGAAGGAAGCUAUUGAAAGAGUAAUGAAACAAGCCAAAUUACAAGUGAUUCAAAGUUCUGUAAUGAAGGUAUUACAAUUUUAUGAGACAAAGAACUCUCGACAUGCUGUCAUCUUAAUUGGAGAAUCUUGCAGUGGGAAAACUGUUCUUUGGCGUACAUUACAAGCAGCCUUCAAUACCUUGAAAAAAGAUGGAGAAUUAGCAUUUAACAUUGUUAAGGAAUUUCCUAUGAACCCUAAAGCACUCUCACUAGGGGAACUCUUUGGAGAAUUUGAUGCGAAGAGUGGUGAAUGGAUGGAUGGUGUCCUUUCAUCAGUAAUCAGGAUGACUUGUGUAGAUGAAAAACUUGAUGAAAAAUGGAUUAUUUUUGAUGGUCCUGUAGACACACUUUGGAUUGAAAGUAUGAACUCUGUGAUGGAUGACAAUAAAGUAUUGACUCUUAUAAAUGGAGAAAGAAUUGGGCUAUCUGAUCAGGUAUCAAUGCUAUUUGAGGUAGAAGAUCUGGCUGCUGCAUCUCCAGCUACUGUAUCUCGAUGUGGAAUGGUUUAUUUAGACUAUGCUAGACUAGGUUGGCAGACUUAUGUUGAGUCUUGGCUACAACUAAAAGAUCCCAGCAUGGCCAAUGAAUUACGACACCUGUUUAAUAAGUAUGUCCCCCUGUUUACAGAAUUCAAGAGAAGAAAUUGUGUUGAAUUGGUUCUAGUCACAGAAAUAUGUGGAAUAAUGUCUCUCUGUAAACUUCUUGAUUGUCUUCUGUUGAAAAAUAAGACUUUUCAGUCUUCCAGUAACCAAUUCAGUGCAACAUUAAAGCUGCUCUUCUUGUUUUGUUUACUGUGGACUGUGUGUGGGACAGUAGAUGAGGAAGGGCGUAAAAAAAUAGAUUCCUGUAUGCGUGAAGUAGAAGGAUCAUUUCCUAACCAGGACACUGUAUAUGAGUACUAUGUAGAUAUUCAACACUCUACCUGGGUACUGUGGCAAGACAGACUAAAGGAUCAGUGGAAAUAUAACCCCAAUGUGCCUUUCUACAAAAUGGUAGUGCCAACAGUUGACACUGUGAGAUACCAGUUUUUAAUUCGUAAUCUAAUCCAUAAUGGACAUCCUGUAUUGAUUGUUGGACCAGUUGGGACUGGAAAAAGUUUGGUAGCUGGCUGCGUACUAAGUGAACUUGAUAACUCUUCUUUCAGUGUAUUAAAUAUAAACAUGUCUGCUCAGACAUCAUCCCAUAAUGUUCAGGAAAUAAUUGAAAGCAAACUUGAGAAACGCACAAAGGAAACUUAUAUCCCUAUUGGUGGUAAGAAAUUAAUGACAUUCAUGGACGAUCUUAAUCUGCCACAUAAAGAUGUGUUUGGAUCUCAACCUCCACUUGAGCUUAUUCGCAUGUGGUUAGACUAUAGAUUUUGGUAUGAUAGAAGGAAGCAAACUGUAAAAUAUAUUCAGAAUAUGUUUCUUCUUGCUGCUAUGGGUUCUCCUGGAGGUGGAAGAAACACGAUUUCUCAGCGCUUGCAAAGCCACUUCAACCUCAUCAGUAUGUCUUUUCCACAGGAUGCUGAGAUCCAUCGUAUCUUUGGUUCCAUGAUCAGCCAGAAGUUUAUCAACUUUGAGGAGGAUGUCAAACCCCUAGCAGAAUUUAUGGUAGAAGCCACUUUAGAUGUUUAUAAAGCUGUAUGUUCUCACCUGCUGCCUACCCCUGGAAAGAUCCAUUACCUGUUCUAUUUGAGGGAUAUAUCAAAGGUUUUUCAAGGCUUGCUGCUGGCACAUAAAGAUUUUCAUGAUACCAGGCAAAGUGUGACACGACUGUGGAUUCAUGAGUGUUUCAGAGUGUUCUCAGACCGUCUAAGUAAUAACCAGGAUCAAGAAUGGUUCAUGUCCCUGAUUAGUGAGAAACUAGGCACUAUUUUUGAACAAACUUAUCAUAACAUAUGUCCAAACAAACAACUUCCUAUAUUUGGAAGCUUUAUGAAUGAGCAAGGAAUCUACGAAGACUUCCAGAACUUUCAGACCUUGAAGAAUCAUUUGGAAGUUAAAGUUGAAGAAUAUAACCUUAUGCCUCGGGUGGUGACAAUGAAUUUGGUACUCUUUCAGGAUGCAAUUCACCAUAUAUGUAGAAUAAUCCGGGUGAUUCGCCAACCAAGAGGAAGUAUGUUGUUAAUAGGAAUUGGUGGAAGUGGACGACAGAGUUUGACCCGUCUAGCAGCCUACAUAUGUAACUACUCUGUAUUUCAAGUUGAAGUGUCAAGAAAUUAUGGAAUAGCUGAAUUCAGAGAAGACCUGAAGAAUCUAUAUUGGCAGACAGGAAUUCAGAAAAAACCCACAGUUUUCCUGUUUACUGACAGUCAAGUAACACAUGAAGGGUUUCUGGAAGAUAUUAACAAUAUACUGAGCAGUGGAGAAGUUCCCAAUCUCUUCAAACAAGAAGAAGUGGAUGAGGUGGUUUCGUCUCUUAAAAACUCAGAUCUAUCUGGAAAAGUUAGUGAAGAUAAACAAGUCCUGUUUGUCCAGUUUCUAGACCAAGUUAAAGAUAAUCUUCAUGUUGUGUUCUGUAUUAGUCCUGUUGGAGAACCAUACAGGAAAAGGCUACUGAACUACCCUGCACUGGUCAGCUGUACAACUAUUGAUUGGUUUGGAGAAUGGCCAGAGGAAGCAUCAGUGGAGGUUGCCCUCAAAUUGCUUGAUCAAGUUCAUCUAGGUGAAUCUCAAAAGGAAAUGCAGGUGGCUGUAGCUAAAGUGUUUUCCCAGAUGAAGAAGUCUGUGAUGUUUAUGUCUGAAAGAAUGAUGUUAGAGAUGAAAAGGCAGACUUACAUCACACCCAAGAAUUACUUAGAAAUGGUAUUUAGCUACAAAAGGCUUCUGGCACAGAAACGCACGGAUUUAGGGGGAGUGAUUCACAAAUUAAGAUCAGGCCUUCACAAGAUAAAUGAAACAAGAGAGAAAGUGGAGCUUAUGUCCAGGGAACUUCAAGAUGCCCAAGUUCAAGUUGCCAAGUUCCAGAAAGAAUGUGAUGAAUAUUUAGUAAUCAUAGUACAGCAGAAGAGAGAAGCAGAUGAACAACAAAAAAUAGUAUCAGCAAGGAGUGAGAAAAUUGCUGAAGAAGAGGCUACGUGCAAGAAAAUGGCAGAACAUGCAUUACAAGACCUAAAUCAAGCCCUUCCAGCUCUAGAAGAAGCAAUGAAAGCCCUUGAAUCUCUCAACAAAAAGGACAUUGGAGAGAUUAAAAGCUAUGGUCGACCACCAACUUUAGUGGAGAAAGUAAUGGAAGCUGUGAUGAUUCUGAGAGGGUCUGAGCCAACAUGGGUAGAGGCAAAACGGCAACUUGGUGAUCCAAAUUUCAUAAAUCAUUUGAUGACCUUUGACAAAGAUAACAUUAAUGACAGGGUCCUGAAUAGAAUUGGAAAGUAUGUAGUACAGCCAGACUUUCAUCCUGAAAUUGUGGGUAAAGUUUCUCUAGCAGCAAGAUCUCUGUGUAUGUGGGUUCGAGCAAUGGAAGUUUAUGGAAAAAUCUAUAGGAUUGUAGAACCCAAAAGACAGCGCUUGUCUACAGCAGAAUCUCAGUUGGCUGAAAAACAGGCAGUGUUAGCUGAAGCUAAAAAUAAACUAUUGGAGUUGAAUGAUAAAAUUGAGACACUGAAGAAUCAGUAUGAAGAGAAGUUGGCACAUAAAGAAGAGCUCAGGAAUAAAGCAGAGAUGCUAGAGAUUAAGCUAGACAGAGCUGAUAAGCUAGUGAAUGGACUUGCUUCAGAAAAAGUACGCUGGGAGGAAAAUGUGAUGGAUCUGGAUGAAAAAUUAAGCUACUUGGUUGGAGACUGUUUAGUUGCUGCUGGUUUCCUUUCAUUCUUGGGACCUUUCCUUUCUCAGUAUCGUGAUGAAUUGAUUCAUCAAUGGUUAAAACAGCUUAUUGCUCUAGGAAUUCCUUGUAGUCCUAACUUCAACCCUUCAUCAUUCUUGGCAAGUCCAACUACUUUAUGGGAAUGGAACCUUGGAGGCUUGCCUUUUGACUCUUUUUCCACAGAAAAUGGAAUUAUUGUCACACAGGCUCAUUGCUGCUCUCUUGUUGUGGAUCCACAAGGACAAGCUGUCAAGUGGAUACGUAACAUGGAAGAAAAAAGGGAAUUAAAGGUGAUAAAUCAACAGCAGCCUGACUUCCUACGUGUUCUUGAGCAAGCUAUUCGGUUUGGCAACCCUGUAUUGCUAGAAAACAUUAAUGAGGAAUUGGAUCCUGCCUUGUUUCCAAUCCUUACUCAAUCUCUAAUCCAGCAGGGAGGAAUAUACAUGAUCAGACUAGGUGAUAAAGAAAUUGAAUACAACAUGGAAUUUUGCCUUUACAUAGCUACUAAACUGAGUAACCCUGUUUAUACACCUGAUAUAUUUAGCAAAACUUCUGUGGUGAAUUUUGCCCUCAAAGAACAAGGGCUAGAAGCUCAGUUGCUGGGUAUUGUAGUAAGAAAAGAAAGGCCAGACCUUGAAGAGCAAAAAGUUAAACUGACUACAGAAAUUGCUGCUGGAAGGAAGAAGCUAGUUGAACUUGAAGACGACAUACUCAAACUUUUAAAUGAAGCCCAGGGAUCUCUUCUUGAUGAUGAGGUUUUGGUUAACACUUUACACAAUUCUAAGGCCACGGCUGAGCAAGUAGCAGAACAUUUGACAGUUAGCAUGAAGACUGAAGCAAGGAUUGACAAUGCUCGGGAAGUCUACCGGUCUUGUGCCAAGAGAGCUUCCAUUCUAUUCUUUGUAAUGAAUGACAUGGGGCAGAUAGAUCCUAUGUAUCAAUUUUCUUUAGGUUCCUAUAUUGACUUGUUCAUUUCUUCUAUUGAAAAGUCCCAACGUUCUCCACAUUUGGAAGACAGAAUUGAGAAACUGAAUGACUACCACACAUAUGCUGUCUACAAGUUUACUUGUCGAGCCUUAUUUGAAAGACACAAGUUGCUUUUUGCUUUUCACAUGUGUGCUAAGUUGUUAGAAGCUUCAGGAAAACUUAACUUGGAGGAAUACAAUUUUUUCUUGAGAGGAGGCAUUGUCUUGAAUCAUCAGGAACAAAUGGACAAUCCCAGUCCACACUGGCUAACAGAGUUAGCUUGGGACAACAUAACAGAGCUAGACAAACUACCUACUUUUGUUGGUAUUGCUAAUUCUUUUGAGCAAUAUCCCCAGGAUUGGUAUCAGUGGUAUAUCAACCCCUAUCCUGAAAAUUGUUCGCUUCCAGCUGAAUGGGAAAACACCUGUGGAGAGUUACAGAAGAUGUUGAUUGUGCGUUGCCUACGUCCUGAUCGAGUUACUAACUGUGUUAAAACAUUCCUGAUCAACAGUUUGGGGUCCAGGUUUGUGGAACCUCCUGUGCUUGACAUGUUGGCUGUGUUAGAAGAUUCAACUGCUAAAACUCCUCUUAUGUUUAUUCUUUCUCCUGGUGUGGAUCCAUCUGGAUCACUACAUCAUUUGGCUAAAACUCAGGGAAUGGAUCAAAGAUUUAGUUCACUUUCACUAGGACAAGGUCAAUCCCCUGUAGCAACACAGUUAAUCAAAGAAGGAAUUAAAGAGGGUAAAUGGAUUUUUCUGGCCAACUGUCAUUUAUCUUUAAGCUGGAUGCCUCAUUUAGAAAGAAUAAUUGAACAUCUUCAAUCUGAACCCAUACACCAGGACUUUCGGCUAUGGUUGAGCUCAGCUCCACAUCCUGAUUUUCCAGUUUCCAUUUUACAACAAGCCAUAAAAAUGACAACAGAGCCUCUAAAGGGACUGAAAGCAAACUUAAAGAGACUGUACUCUCUCAUAACAGAGUCCCAGGCUAGCCAAUGUCAACAAAAAGAAAAGUACCAAAAGCUUCUUUUUUGUCUUUCUUUCUUCCACUCCAUUCUUUUGGAGCGUCAUAAAUUUCAACAACUGGGUUGGAAUGUUAUGUAUAGUUUCACUGACUCUGAUUUUGAGAUGUCGGAGAGCAUUCUACGUCUGUAUUUGGAUGAGUAUGAAGAAACCCCUUGGGAUGCUCUUAAGUAUCUCAUUGCAGGUAUCACUUAUGGAGGCCAUACAACUGAUGAAUGGGAUAGGAGGCUACUCUUUACAUAUAUCAAUAAGUAUUUUUGUGAUGAUGCAAUAAAAGUUCCUUUCUACAAACUGUCAGUCUUGCCCACUUUCUAUGUCCCUAAAGAUGGCACCCUACACUCUCACAUAGAAUAUAUUAAUAUGUUGCCUUCCUCAGACCUGCCAGAAGCUUUUGGUCAGCACCAAAAUGCUGACAUUGCUUCUCAAGUUCAAAAUGCUUCUCUUCUCUUUGACAUACUGUUGUCUCUUCAGCCUCAAAGGUCAUCCAUGCAAACAGAAGGAAAGGAACAAAAGGUGCUCAAGUUAAUCUCAGAUAUCUUAACUAAAAUACCAGAUUAUAUUGAUUAUGAAGGGGCUGUCACUAUUGUUGCUGCUGACAAAUCACCACUGAACAUUGUUCUUCUUCAAGAGAUUCAGAGGUAUAAUUGGCUGAUUAGAAACAUUCGUAACUCAUUGAAUGACCUGAAGGCAGCAAUAAAAGGUCUUCAGUUGAUGUCUUCUGAAUUAGAAGAAAUAUUCUCUUCUUUAUACGAUGCAAGAGUUCCAUCUGUUUGGCUGAAGGCCUACCCAUCACUUAAGUCAUUAGGAUCAUGGACUAGAGACCUGGUAAUGCGAGUUGAUCAGAUGGCUCAGUGGGGCUUAAUUGGACGUCCACCUGUAAAAUUUUGGCUAGCAGGAUUUACAUUUCCUACAGGCCUACUCACAGCUGUACUACAGAGUGCUGCUAGAGCUAAAAAUAUGCCAAUAGAUGGCCUGUCUUGGGAGUUUAUAGUCUCCAAUAGAGAAGAGGGUCAUAUCACAGAACACCCAGAGGUAGGAAUCUAUGUGCGAGGCAUAUACUUGGAAGGAGCAAAUUGGGAUUGUAAAGCCUCUUGUCUGAUAGAACCUGAACAUAUGAAACUUGUUAACCAAAUGCCUGUCAUACACUUUAAACCUGUUGAAAGCAAAAGAAAAACUCAAAAAGGCACUUACCUUUGUCCUUGUUUCUAUUAUCCCAAUCGUUCAGGAGAUGGCAAUCGACCUUCAUUUGUUGUAGCAGUUGAACUCCGCUGUGGUGCUGAGCCUGCCGAACAUUGGAUUACACGUGGCACAGCUCUCUUGUUAAGUCUCACUACAUGAAUAUUUCUAUCGGUGAUGAGGAUUGAAGCUGCAAACCCUUUAGUGGCAUUAUAUUUACUUAAAAGAAAAAUUGAAUUAAUGUAGGUUUAUCAGUGGAUUGUAAAAUACAGUGGACAAAUCAAUUUAUCACUUAAUUAGAGUUUAAAUUAUUAGAAAUUUUAGGGAUCAACUUAACAAUGGAUCAGAAAUGAGCUUUACUGUCAUUCAGGAAUCAACUUGUUUUAUUGUGACAAGACAUUAAAAAUAUACUUAUUUAUGGAAGAGAAAUACACUUAAUAGUCAGUUAUAGAUCAAUUUAACAGUAAACCAAGGAUCAACUUUUGAAUAAGCAAGUAACCAACUUCAUUGUGGGCAAAAAAAUCAACUUACUAAUUAGUUACCAAAGUUAAUAUCAAAUCAAAGUUUCACAAGUAUGUAUUUAAUCUAUAAUUUAUUUUCUAAAAAUAUGUUCUUCCAAUCCAGUUCAUGAUAGAAACAAAAAAGAACACUUUUAUUACUAUAUACAUAUAUAUGUUUCUAAAAUUGUUUAAAAAUCCACUAGUAUUUUAUUAAUUUUACUGUCUCGCAAGAAUUGAAAAUCAACAGCAAUUGAAAUAGGAACAUUGAGGUUCUAUUGAUGAAUCUAGUCAUAUCAUAGACUGUUCUCAGUGUGUUAUAGUUGGAUAUCAGUUAGUUAUUCCUUGUCUUUUAAAAGGCCAUUAUUAGUUCAUAUAUUUAUGUAUAUUAGUGUUAUAGUGUUUGACAUAUUUUUAUUCAAAUAAAUUGUGUUAUUGGUUUUA
Molecule: messenger RNA, 12538 nt
Organism: Limulus polyphemus (Atlantic horseshoe crab)
Lineage: Eukaryota; Metazoa; Arthropoda; Merostomata; Xiphosura; Limulidae
Gene: kl-2
Product: dynein heavy chain 2, axonemal-like
Exons: 68
Coding region: 33-11759 (3908 amino acids)
Biological process (GO): microtubule-based movement
Cellular component (GO): dynein complex
Molecular function (GO): ATP binding; dynein light intermediate chain binding; ATP hydrolysis activity
Source: RefSeq, a predicted model, not a curated record